CCGUAGCCCCGCCCCUUUCCGAACCCGCACGAUCGGCUCGGUGGGCGGGGCCUCGAGCGUUCGGCGACCAAUCAGCGCCUCGCUCCUUGGCGGGAGCGGCGUCACUUCCGGCGGCGGCGGCGGCGGGGGCGGAAGCGGCGGCGGCCCGAGGAUGUUUUACCACAUCUCCCUGGAGCACGAGAUCCUGCUCCACCCGCGCUACUUCGGGCCCAACCUGCUCAACACCGUCAAGCAGAAGCUUUUCACCGAGGUGGAGGGGACCUGCACCGGGAAGUACGGGUUUGUGAUCGCCGUCACCACCAUCGAUAACAUCGGGGCCGGGGUGAUCCAGCCGGGCCGGGGCUUCGUUCUCUACCCCGUGCGCUACAAAGCCAUCGUCUUCAGACCCUUCAAGGGAGAGGUGGUGGAUGCUGUGGUCACCCAGGUUAACAAGGGAGAGGUGGUGGAUGCUGUGGUCACCCAGGUUAACAAGGUCGGGCUGUUCACGGAGAUUGGGCCGAUGUCCUGCUUCAUCUCGCGCCACUCCAUCCCCUCCGAGAUGGAAUUCGACCCCAACUCCAACCCCCCCUGCUACAAAACCGUGGACGAGGACAUCGUGAUCCAGCAGGACGACGAAAUCCGGCUGAAGAUCGUGGGGACCCGAGUGGAUAAAAACGACAUCUUCGCCAUUGGCUCCCUCAUGGACGAUUACCUGGGUCUGGUCAGCUGAGCCCCGCGACCCCUCCCCACUUCUGCCCCCCAAAUUUUGGGGUGUUCUGCCCCAGAUCUUGGGGGGCUCUGCCUUUCCUCUCCAAACUCCCAAUAAAAGUUUUUUUCGCCCGUUUUUCACCCA
This is a messenger RNA of Poecile atricapillus (Black-capped chickadee), 832 nucleotides long. It is a transcript of the gene POLR2G, whose product is annotated as RNA polymerase II subunit G. The record is from RefSeq and is a predicted model, not a curated record. The coding region runs from base 152 to 709 and encodes 185 amino acids. Gene Ontology annotation, cellular component: RNA polymerase II, core complex; P-body. NCBI's taxonomy places the organism in Eukaryota, Metazoa, Chordata, Aves, Passeriformes, Paridae. Gene Ontology annotation, biological process: positive regulation of translational initiation; positive regulation of nuclear-transcribed mRNA poly(A) tail shortening; DNA-templated transcription. Gene Ontology annotation, molecular function: single-stranded DNA binding; translation initiation factor binding; single-stranded RNA binding. The transcript has 10 exons.